GUUGGGGUUUUUUGGAUGGUUACCUGUCCUAUAUUUCUACAGAGGUGGGCGGAGGAUUGAUCUGUAUAAAGAGACAGUGCUCAGAGUCGUUUUCACAACAGCAUCGACUGACAGUUGAAAAAACACUCUCUGACUCUCCUGAAAGGACUAAGAUCAUUUAUCCACCUGAACGAUGAAGCUCGCCACCGCCACACUCGCCUCCUUCCUCCGUCCCGCCGCCACCAUGCUCAUCCUCCUGCCACUGCUUCUGAUUGGCUGGGCUGAGCAGGCAGCAGCGCACCCUGUCGACCGGCCGCUCAGCCCACCGCUACGAAACGACGGGACGUACCAGGCUGUCAGGGACGUAUCACAACACGCUCAGAGUUUGCAGACGGAGGACGACUCCAGCACCAGACUGAUGCCCAGAGUCAACACCGACCAGGACCACCUGAAGAUCUGCUGCCUCCACGCCAACAUCCUCGACUACUACCUGAACAACAUCCUGCGUCACCGCGACAACGCACAUCCCAAAAUGCACCGUCUGAUUGUCGACCUGGCCCGUGUCAGCGAGGACCUGAAGACUCAAGGCUGUAACGUGACUCGCUACCACGACCAUCACCACGCUGUGGAGUUCCGCAGGAAGCUCGACAAGAUGGGCGGCGAGCGCGGUAUAAACAAAGCCGUGGGAGAGGUCGACAUCCUGUUCACCUACCUGCAGGACUUCUGCGUCCAGCCCAGGAACUCCACCGCCGCCACCGCCGCCGCCAUCUGACGCCCCGACUGUUCCUACUGAGCACUCUGCAAACAGCCGCCUCUCUAUUUAUCGUAUUUAUCAGCUUUUAUAGCAACAAGUUUUCUACUUUUAUUUAUUAUUAGUUUAUUUAAUUUGAGAACGUAUUUAAUGUUUUUAUACAGUAUUUAUAUUUGACACGAGUCUGAUAAAGAGUUAUUGAUUUAGAUUUUAACAAUUUGGUUGUAUUGAUUUUUAAGAUAUUUUUUGGGCCUUUUUUUGCCUUAAUUUCAUGAGAAACCCAAAGUGUGUGUGUGUGCGGCUGGAAUCAAACCCGUGGCCGCUGCAGCCCUUACACAUGAGCCAACCCGUUGAUCUAUUUAUUGAUCAGAAUGUUGU
This is a messenger RNA of Epinephelus moara (kelp grouper), 1108 nucleotides long. It is a transcript of the gene il22, whose product is annotated as interleukin 22. The coding region runs from base 173 to 751 and encodes 192 amino acids. Gene Ontology annotation, cellular component: extracellular region. The record is from RefSeq and is a predicted model, not a curated record. The transcript has 6 exons. NCBI's taxonomy places the organism in Eukaryota, Metazoa, Chordata, Actinopteri, Perciformes, Serranidae.